Melanotaenia boesemani (Boeseman's rainbowfish) is the source of this 5029-nucleotide messenger RNA. RefSeq names its product polycystic kidney disease protein 1-like 2. Gene Ontology annotation, cellular component: membrane. The transcript is spliced from 28 exons. Bases 90 to 4724 code for a protein of 1544 amino acids. Gene Ontology annotation, molecular function: protein binding; calcium ion binding; calcium channel activity. Gene Ontology annotation, biological process: detection of mechanical stimulus; kidney development. NCBI's taxonomy places the organism in Eukaryota, Metazoa, Chordata, Actinopteri, Atheriniformes, Melanotaeniidae. The record is from RefSeq and is a predicted model, not a curated record.
ACGCCAUAAUAACUCUGCAGUCGGAAGUAGAGGACACUGUGAAUCAGUUACAGCAGCAAGGCCUACUCUCUGCUGAGACACUCGGACAAAUGUUCACUUCUGUUUCUGACAUGUUGAAUUCAAAGGCUGGCCAAGAUGAGGAAGGUGCAAGGUUAAAGCUCAGAGAACAAAUGCUUAACAAACUGACAACAGUUCUGCUGGACAUCCCCAGCAACACAACUCAGGAAGUGCAAGUGACGGCCACAGCUGUAGCGGGAAUCACACAGAUCUCCGAUGAGCUCAGUCCUGCUGCCCAAGAAGAAGCAGCUACAUUGUUGGUAAACCUCAGCUCCUCCCUUAACACUAUCAGUGUCAAUCAGCUUAGCAAGGAUCGUGAAGAGGUUAUGCAGGCGGCUACACCGAUAGUUGAAGCAGCCAGUAAUAUUUUAAAUGCUUCAUCAAAUAAAAAAGUCUCAGAUUCCCUCCUGACUGGGAUAAAAAACAUUCAGAGUGCUUUGUUGCAUCAUAAAAAGCUGAAUGGACUCCCUGAUAUAAUCGAUUCUGGUCAGAUCAGUGUGUAUGUAAACAGAAUAUCUCCAGAAGACAUACAAAUGCAGCAUAUAAAUAUCCAGAAGAACAGUUCCUCUAGAUUUUCUCUCCCCUCGCUACCUGCUGGCAUUAUCUUUCCAGAAGAGACAGUGGAUGUCAGAAUGAUGAGUUUUGAGAAAAAUCCAUAUGCUUGGAAGGGGGGAAACAUCACAGGAACUGUGGGAUCCCUUUCUCUCACCAGAGCAGAUGGCAGUGUCAUACCUGUUGAGAACUUAGCUAAAGAAAUAGAGAUUCUUCUACCCAGGCUCGAUGUUGGACAGGAGAACAGCACAGUCCUUGACCUUGCCAAUUUCAGCACAUUAAUAAUUGACGUACCGUCACCGGACGUUACUCUAGUGCUGAAAAUGGAGCCCUCUGAAGAUAUUUCAUUUAUGUUAUUCCUGGGAUAUAAAGAUUAUCCAAAUGAUGAGAGCUAUGUAGCCAAGACUAAGAUCCCUUUUGAGAAUGUAAAUGAAGAGACUAAAUUUACAUGGGUGCUGAGUCCCAGAGACAGAACAGGAGCUGUUGGAGCUCAUUACCUUGUUGUGAAGCCAAUUGUAGAGCCAGGUGUAAGAUUCAUCAAUGCCACUGUCACUGUCAUUUCCAUCGCUGCCCAGUGUAAAUACUGGAAUGAAACUGUGUCCUCUUGGAGUGAAGAAGGCUGCAGGGUUGGUCCUCUCACCACACCUUUGGUUACUCAGUGCCUCUGUAACCAUUUAACUUUUUUCGGCAGCUCUUUCUUUGUCAUGCCAAAUUUAGUGGAUGUCUCACGCACUGCUGAACUUUUUUCUACAUUUACUAACAAUCCAGUGGUGGUGUGUUUUGUGGGGGCCAUCUUUGCUGCUUAUCUACUAGUAGUUGUUUGGGCACGCAGGAAAGACAUCCAGGACGCAGCAAAGGUCAAGAUAACAGUUCUUGUGGACAAUGACCCUUUGGCUGAGUAUCGUUAUAUGCUAACUAUUAGCACAGGGCACCGGCAUGGUGCUGCCACUUCCUCUCAGGUGACUGUUACUCUCCUGGGAACAGAGGGAGAAAGCGAACCCCAUCACUUGACAGACCCCAAGAAGCCAGUAUUUGAGAGGGGUGGGGUGGAUAUGUUUCUGCUGACCACACACUUUUCUCUUGGAGAUCUGCAGAGCAUAAGACUAUGGCAUGACAAUUCAGGGGAACACCCUGCAUGGUAUGUGAAUAAAGUGGUAGUGCAGGAUCUGGAAACUGGUCAGAAAUGGCACUUUCUGUGUAAUUCCUGGCUAGCUGUUGAUGUGGCAGAGUGCACUCUUGACAAGGUCUUCCCAGUAGCAACAGAGAUGGAUUUGAAGAGAUUCAGUAACUUGUUCUUCAUGAAGACAGCCAAGGAUUUCCAAGAUGGCCACAUCUGGUUUUCUGUCAUCAAUCGACCUCCCUGCAGCACAUUCACACGUGUGCAACGAGUGUCCUGCUGUUUUUCCCUUCUUCUAUGCACCAUGUUGACUAGCAUCAUGUUCUGGGGCAUCCCUACAGAUCCCUCAGAGCAGACCAUGGAUCUCGGGCAUAUCGAGUUCACUUGGCAACAGGUUAUGAUUGGAAUUCAAAGUUCAAUCAUAAUGUUUCCCAUCAAUCUCCUUAUUGUUUCUCCCUCACAGACUUCAUCCCCUCAGAAGGAGAUGAAGGACAUUACUCCAGACACUGUGAUCAAGGACAUAAAGAGAAUUGCUCAAUCGCUUGCAAAGGCUAUGAAGAGUCCACUUCCACAUCUGGAGUUCCAUCCAGGUCACCAGGCUGACAUCAACACUCUGUUGUCUCUGGUGGAGGACAUUAUCAGACUGCAGAAUGGAGCGGCUGGAGACUUCUACACUGACUCCUCCAAGAGGGAUCGCGCAAUGAUCCUCAGUUUAGGUGCAGUGAACCUACAAGAAAACAGCAUGUGGGGGAGCCUGGAGAAGACAUCCGAUGAAGUUCAGAAGAACAGUUACGGCAUUUACCUGUACAGGCAGCUGCGUCACGUUGAGAAGGAGCUUGGUCUGUUAGGGCCAUCUAGUUUUCCAAACUCUGACUGCUACAUGAAGGCCAUGCAGCAAGUUCAGGGCAUGAGGAGUUAUUUGGAAUUCCACUUGCCUUCAUCCAGUCUAGAUGGAGACCUAUACAAUCGAAGCCCCAGUCCAGAAGAGAGCAUCAAUGGCAGCGCUAAUAAGAAGCGUUGUCAAGGAGGACUGCCGUGGUGGUUUGUGUUUGUUGGGUGGAUAUUGGUGAUUGCAACCAGUGCUGUGUCAGGAUACUUCACUAUGAUGUAUGGGCUGACUUAUGGUAAAGAACGCUCUAUAAGCUGGCUUAUUUCCAUGGUGGUCUCCUUCUUUGAGAGUCUCUUUAUCACCCAGCCUUUGAAGGUUCUUGGUUUUGCUACUUUCUUUGCUCUUGUUUUGAAGAAAGUUGAUGAGGAGGAGUUUGGCGAGCCUCAGAUAGAUGACAAUUUCACACACCAAGAUGACUCAGAUGUGGUGCAGGUAGCGAGAAGAAACAGCACGUGCAGUUUCUAUCGACCACCACCUCCUACUGACAUAGAGAGGAUGCGGGGCAACAGGAUGAAAGCGCAGAAAGUCUUCGCCCUCAUCAGGGAGAUUCUUGUCUAUGUGGGAUUUAUGUGGAUGUUGCUCCUGGUGGCAUAUGGUCAGAGGGACCCCAACGCUUUUUAUCUGACCCAACACAUUCAACAAAGCUUCAGCAAAGGCACCUCAGACACCAUGAGUAUACAGGAUGUGUUCAACUGGGCAAACACAACUUUGCUGAGCAGCUUGUUUGGAGAGCAUCCAGGAUUUAUAACGGAUGGAAAUUCAAAGCUGGUGGGUAAUGCCCGCCUCCGCCAGGUGAGAGUGCAGAAAAACUCUUGCCAAGUUGCUCGCUCCAUGCAGCACUCUGUGCCAGACUGUCAUACUCUUUACUCAUGGGAGAUGGAGGACAUAGGCUCCUAUGGCCCAAGAUGGAGUCAAUCUGUGGGAGAGAACACCUCAGUGAACCUUCAGAGCCCGUGGAAAUACAAGUCUCAGAGUAAACUGAGGGCCUAUCCCAUCUGGGGCGGUGUGAGGCUCUAUAGAGGAGGAGGGUUUGUGAUGGAUCUGGGGCCAGAUUUACAAAACUCCACCAGAAUCCUUCAGUACCUUUAUGACACCACCUGGUUUGAUGCAUUCACCCAAGCCAUCUUUGUUGACUUCACUGUGUACAACGUAAAUGUCAACCUCUUCUGCAUUGUCACACUCAUGCUGGAGACCACGGCCAUAGGAGCGUUCCAGUUUCGAAGCGAGCUUCAGAGUGUCCGUCUUUACCAGUCGACGGGUGGCUUCCACAUCUUUGUAAUGGCCUCUGAAGUCAUCUAUUUUCUUUUUAUCAUCUAUUACAUGUUUGUUCAGAUAAAACUGAUAAAGAGACAGAAAUGGGCUUAUUUCAAGAGUAAGUGGAAUCUGCUCGAGUUGGCCAUCAUCAUUCUCAGCUGGAGUGCGCUGUCUGUCUUCAUCAAGAGGACUUUACUGGGAAAGAGGGACAUAAGUUAUUAUCAGAACAACAAAGACCAAUAUGCUAGUUUCCAUGAGACAGCCCAGGCUGAUGCAGUGCUGGGGUAUCUGAUUGCCUUUCUGGUACUGCUGGCAACAGUCAAACUGUGGCACCUGCUGAGAUUGAACCCCAAGCUGCAUAUGAUCACAGCCACACUGCAGCGAGCUUGGACUGAUAUUUCGGGCUUCCUGGUGGUCAUGACCAUCAUGUUCCUGGCCUACUCCAUUUCUUCUAACCUGAUGUAUGGGUGGAAGCUGUACUCUUAUCGGACUCUGCUCGAUGCCGCACAAACCAUAGUUAGCUUGCAGCUUGGCAUUUUUAACUAUGAAGAGGUUCUGAAUUAUAAUCCAGUGCUUGGAUCUUUCUUCAUUGGUUCCUGCAUCGUGUUCAUGACGUUUGUGGUGCUGAACCUCUUCAUCUCUGUCAUUCUUGUGGCAUUCAGUCAAGAGCAGAUACAUCACAAGCCGUCAGAGGAAGAGGAGACUGUAGACCUGAUGUUGAUGAAACUCUGCAGUUUGUUCGGACUCAAAUGUAAGAAACAAGAAGGUGAUGGCCUAACUCAGGGGAAGGUUCCUUCAUCUGCCCCAAAUAGCAAACUUGCAACUGUUUCUUCUGGAAAUCUGUCUGAAGAGUGACAUUUUAACAAGAACAUCAGAAUAUGAUGGUUCAGGUAUUAUAUGCUGUAACUGCCAAAAUUGGUUGUCAUGUUGUUUUAUUGUGGCUGAAUGUUAGUCCUUGCAAGUUAAUUAAUAUUACUCAUUUGAACAGCUUAUAUUAGUCUCUGUUGAAGGAGAAGCAGCAGGACAAACAGAUACAGAUAUUGCAUGUGUUAGGCAUUGUGUUAUUGUGUAUUAUAUAAUUAAAGAAAUACAUUUGUGUUUUCUGUGGCUAAAUCUUGUGUAGUAUGCUUUUUCUUUUAUUAGAUAAGUUAAGUAGUGUG